Molecule: messenger RNA, 1008 nt
Organism: Naegleria fowleri
Lineage: Eukaryota; Heterolobosea; Eutetramitea; Acrasida; Naegleriidae
Exons: 3
Coding region: 1-1008 (335 amino acids)
Source: RefSeq, a predicted model, not a curated record
AUGCUGAAUUCCUUCUCGGCCCUCCGAGUGCUGGUUGCCUCGAAAAGCGUCUAUUUGCUCAAUCUUGUGGGAGUGCUGUGCUUGGUUCUCAUGUACAAGCCCUAUUGUAGAGAGGAUCAAGGUUCCUUUGUUUCCAAAAUUUGCGUUCCUUGUCCUCCUAAUUCAAAAUGUAGCAUUCGUGCAGUAAUGGCAUGUUCUCCAGGCUACACUCUCAAAAACGAAGAAAUUUGUAUCAAGGAUGACAAGCCUCAUCAAUUAGCCUACCAACUUUCUUUAGCAAUGAAAGAACAUCUUGAAUAUCAAUCUUAUCUCUAUGAAUGUAUUGGAGAAAAGAAUGUGAGCGAUAAAGUCGGAGAGAAUGAUCUAUUUACUGUAGCAACUGCAUCAGCAUUGAAAGAAGUAAAGAAUUUGUCUGCUGAUGAACGUCUUUUCAAUCAAGCCUUUGAUUUGGCAUUGGAAUUGAUUUCUGAAAAUCCUAAAUUGUAUCAAAUUGCUAUUGAUGCAAAGAAGCAAUUAUAUUCAUACAAGUUUCAUUAUUGGGGAUCCUGUUUAUUCAAUACAUGGCAUGGAAAGAAGGCAAAAAGAGGUUCUGAGAAUGAUAUUCAAGAACAAACAUCAACUGUUUUGACUCGUGUAAAACGAAGCACUAAAAACACUGUGGAGACGCCAACAAAGAACAACACAAAUUCGCAACAGGAAAACAUUGGAGAAAAGGAGAAGGAAAUUGAAAAUUUGAAACAAUUAUUGAGAGCCAAGGAACAAGAAAUUGCUGCUUCAGCAGAAAAGACUAAAUUGGAAUUGGAAUUUUUAAGAAAGAAAGAAGAAGAUAUUCGACAAGAAUUGGAAAAGAAGGAAAAUGAAUUGUCUAAAUUCAAGGAUGAAAAUGAAAACAUUAAAAAGAAGGAACAAGCUCUUUCUGAAGAAGUACAAGCUAAAAAAGCAGCCAUUGAAAGAUUGGAGAGAGAUCUUGCGAUUGCUAGUCAAAAGAAAGAGGAUGACUUUUUCUAA